Caenorhabditis elegans is the source of this 1342-nucleotide messenger RNA. It is a transcript of the gene him-5, whose product is annotated as High Incidence of Males (increased X chromosome loss). The transcript has 7 exons. The record is from RefSeq and is marked reviewed. Lineage: Eukaryota; Metazoa; Nematoda; Chromadorea; Rhabditida; Rhabditidae. The coding region runs from base 456 to 1214 and encodes 252 amino acids.
UUGUUCGAUUUGGUGGAUUAACUACAUUUAUUACAUGGAAACUGUACAAAUAUUAAUUUUUUUUCAGCUGAAAAGUCUGUUAUAUUCAGUAAUUACGGUUUUUUUUUCAAAAUUAUUCUCUUACAAAAUCCUCAAAUAUGAGCAAAUUCGCGGUAAUUAAUGAACCAUUUCCAAAAGACACCAUUUUUGUUGCAAAAUUAGUUCAUUUUGUGUAGAAUUCAAAACUUUCCGCAAGUUUAAAACAAUGAAAGUCUAAAAAACAGUCUUUCUGUCUUAAUAUUCGAAAACUACUUCCUAAAUCCAAUCCAGGCCUGAUAAGUUUCUACAAAACAAAGCAAGUCGUUGCGAUACCAUCUUCUCGUUUUGCGAUAUGCGCCUUUAAGAUCGUACCUUAAUAAAGCAAACUGUUUUUCUCCCGAAAAAGCAUACUUAUCAUCUGGUUUUUUUUGCUGAAAAUGUCCAGAAUUCGUUCUAAUAACGACAAUAUUAUAAUAUUAACAGAUGAACAACGAAAAACAGUUGGUCGCAUCGCCGGUCGUUCACAGAACAGAAAUACAUCGAAAAAAAUUGCCGAUGGCCCAUAUUUUUUGCCGAGAUACAGAAUUCGAGACAAUGCAGAGAGAUCAGUAGGUGCACGUUUCAAGAGUCUUCCACAAAAAGAACAAGACGAAGUAGUGAAUGAAGCUUUUUCGAAUCUUCGAGAAUAUUUGAAAAAGAGGGAACCUUUCUAUGCAAAGCUCCGGAAAGCUAACUCCAAGUAUUCCUCAAAGCCCAAAGAAAGAGAAAAAUCUGUCGACUCCAAUGACGAAGCUGAUAGACGCAAUAAGGGAAAUAAGAAAACUCAAAAAAAUGCGAGUAAGAACUGCCAAAUUGAGAAAUCGUCGAAUAAUUCUGGAAUUCUCAAAAAAAGUGGAUCAGGAAUCAGCGUGGCUUCUAAACCAAAAAAAUCAGUUGCAUUUGCACCAGGAGUAUACGAAGAUUUAAGCACCGACGAUGAUUUAGAGUUUUUAAAUUCUGUGAUUGUCAACAGUGAUCGUCCAACUUCACAGUGUGAUAAUCCGGCACGUAGAAUGUGUGGAAGACCGCCAACAAAACACAGGGACACUGAACAGUCACAGGAAAUCACUGGAAGCAAGAAGCAGAAAAUUUUUCCGACUCCUCACGAAAAACCUGCCUGGUGGUCAUUCCGCAUUCCAAAAAAACGCGCUCAAUAAUUCGUGGUUUAAUAAUAGUAGUUUUUAUAUCCCCCCAGUAUUAUCUGUAAAAUAAGAUCUCAUGUUCCAUUUUAUUUUGUUUAUGUUUGUAUCAAAUAUUCAAGUUAAUAAAAAAAAAAAUUUAUUUA